This is a messenger RNA of Rotaria sp. Silwood1, 576 nucleotides long. Lineage: Eukaryota; Metazoa; Rotifera; Eurotatoria; Philodinida; Philodinidae. The record is from the annotation of a GenBank genome assembly.
AUGUCAGAUGCUGAUUCAACUGAUGCACUAAGAUGCCGAUGUUCAACAAAUAAUGUAGGAGAAAAUCUUAAUAUAAAUGGAUAUAAUGAAUGUGGUUCAAUUUGUGCAACAAAUUUACCUACUGAUUAUUAUACCUCAACAUCUCCAAUAUCAAUGAGUUCAGUUUCAAUACAACUACUUUUCUAUGGUCGAUCAUCAUCUGAUCAUUGUUUAACACCUCCAAUAAUUAUUAGUGUUAGAUCAAAUUUAGCAUAUAUUGGUACUCAAAUUUCUUUACUAACAAAUGAAACAGUAAUAGCACAAGUUAAUAGUCCAUAUAAAACACUAAUUAAUUUUACAACAAGUUUACCGGUUGGAGUGACAAAAAGUGCUAUUAUAAAUUCUAGUACAGUUGCUGUUAAUCGACUAGGACGAAAUGGAACAUGGAUAUAUUUUAAUGAUGCAACAAUGGAUAAUACAGUUGUAUUAAAAUAUGAUUGUGGUUUGUCUCUUAAUCCAUUAGGUACAACAACACCUGUACCUAAUUUAACAACAACUUCUUCAACAACAUACAUAACAACAUAUAAUGUAUUUUAG